This is a messenger RNA of Dalotia coriaria, 3921 nucleotides long. Its product is annotated as major facilitator superfamily domain-containing protein 8-like. Gene Ontology annotation, biological process: transmembrane transport. Gene Ontology annotation, molecular function: transmembrane transporter activity. NCBI's taxonomy places the organism in Eukaryota, Metazoa, Arthropoda, Insecta, Coleoptera, Staphylinidae. The record is from RefSeq and is a predicted model, not a curated record. Gene Ontology annotation, cellular component: lysosomal membrane.
UGUAGUUUUGGUUAAUUCAAUUGUAAACAUGCGAGUGUUAAAAAACGUCUUAUCAUUGCCCAAGUAAGCCAUCUUACACGUAACGAAAUGAGUGAUUAAGCAAGAAAUUGUUUUCGAGGGCGACACGCCGCUUGUGAGUGAACACAGUGGAAAUUUUCAGCGUCUCUUAGGUCGUGUACAAGUGUAAUCGAAUGACGAAAAUAUCUUGGAAAGUCUAGUUCUGGCAAAUUCAACGGGUUCCGCGCUUAAUAAUAGUAGUAUACUAGUGCACAUUCAGAAAUAAAACGAACAAACAGCAUUAUGUAGUUACAAUCAUAGUAUCAAAAUAUAAUUGGCAUAAAUUGUCAUAUUUAAAGUGCAAAAAUGGGGCUUUGUUGUAAAUAUGGAAAAAAGAGCGAGUAUGAAACUGAAGAGGAAUAUGAAGAGCGUGCGCGAUCACAUUUUAUUGUUUUCUUCACACAAUUCAACGUUGUCAUUUCGUAUAGUACGAUAUUAAUUGGGAUUUGGCCAUAUUUAGUCAAAAUUGAUCCAUCAGCCGGUAAAAGCUUCUUGGGAUAUCUAGUAGGUGCAAGUGCUCUUGGACAAACAAUAUUCUCGCCAUUGAUUGGUUGGUGGAGCAACAAACUUAACUCUAGCAGAGUGCCAUUUAUUGUUAGUCUAGUGGUCCUGCUAUUAUCUCAUUUAAUCUAUGCAACAUUAGAGAUUUUUCCACAUAAGAAGUACUGGAUGUUAGCGUCUAGAUUUUUAGCGGGCGUUGGUUCCUCAAAUUUUGCUUUGUGUCGCUCGCACGUCUCUUCAACAACUUUAGUAAAAGAACGCCGGAAAGUGGUAACCAUUCUUUCAUCAUGUGCAACAGUAUCAUUUGCUCUUGGACCAGCAAUCCAAUCCAUGACCAUCCUUGGAGAAACUGGAGUAUGGUUAAUCCCAAACACUUUGAAACUAGACAUGUACACCGCUGUAGGUUGGAUUGGAUUGAUAAUAUCUGUCAUCAACAUGCUCUUGUUUAUGCCAUCAGUGUUUCAAGAACAUCCAAUGAAUAAGCGUGAAGAAAUUUCACCUGAGAAAGACGUCUAUCGAUCAAAGAACUAUAAAAUAUUAGCAAUGCUCUUUAUUCUGCUGAAUUUCUCAUUGACUUUCAAUUUUAUGUUUUUGAAAGUCUUGGGAACUCCAUUGGUGAUGGAUGAAUACGCUAUGACUAGAGCACGAGCAAUGGCAUUAAAUUCAAUUGUCGUCAUUGUAGGAGCUGCGAUUUCUUUUGUUUCCAUCUUGCUGAUUAAUCCAGUCAGCAAAUUCUUUAGUGAAAUGACGUUGUUGAUAUUUUCUUUACUACUUAUGAUAAUAGGAAGAUUCUGUUUCUAUCCGUUUACUAAUGAAACAGUUGUUACUUAUAACGAUGUGAGUUUGAACGAGACUGAACUCAGUAACACCGAAUAUGUUGGAUGUCCUUUGAGUCAACAAUGGUGUGCUGGCGAAGGAAAGAUAUUUUUCUUUCAAUUUAUUUUAGGGAAUGCUUUAGAGAAUGUUGGAUAUGCAAUCGCCAUUACUUUGACUAUGACUAUAUUCUCACAGGUGUUAGGCUCCAAAAAACAAGGAACAUGGAUGGGUUUCCUAACGGCAUUUGGUAGUCUGGCAAGGAUUACAUCUCCGGUUUUCAUUACGUUUUUGUAUGAACAAUACGGUCCACGAACUGUUACAAUAGUAACAAAUACGAUGUUUGCGCUUAUCUCAAUAUUUGUAAUGAAAACAUCCCAUCACCUAUUUAUUAAUAAGAAUAAUGAUAUCGAUGACGCAAAGGAACAGCUCCAAGAAGAUAAACCGGGUAAGGAGUCUACAGUUGACGAUGAGACGGCCGGCGGUGAACCCGCCAGUGAUAAUAAUUUGUUGAACAAACAAGCCAGAACGCAAACAAACACCAUCGAAAUUGUGAGCAAUGCGUGAUGACUAUGGAAUUACUAUGUUUUGUUUAUAUUGUGAAUUGUAUAUAUGAAAUAAAUAAAUAUUGACUGUGAUUAACAAAAAAUAAAUACUUUUAAAAAAAGCAUUUAAAACUGGAAUUAGAUAACUAGUUCAAUAAACUGAUAACAUUUUUUUUUGUUUCAGUGCGAAAAAAUUUAAACAUUUUAACUGUUCUCGUUGUGUGGCGAAGUGUAAUCGUUUUUGUCAUUGGUUUUAUAACUAUCGACUUGUUUUUAAAUAUAUUUUUAUAUUGUUGUUUAAUUGUUGGUUUACUAAGUCAUUGUCAGUCUGCCAGCCGGCGUCGUUUCGAGCAGUUGAAAGUAGUGAAAACUGUUGUAAUCUUAAUCAUUUAAUACUAUUUAUUCAGUGUUAAUAUAUUAAACAUACGUAGAUGCGCUUAUUGCUUUGAAUUAAGGACUACAAGCUGCAGUGCAGGCAACAUGAACGAAUCGAAACUAUUACCAUUAUCCAAUGAAGCCGAAAAAUCGCAUAUUGAAUCACCACAAGAAUAUCGCGCUCGGAAAAUUUCACAUUAUGUUAUAUAUUUUACGAUAACAAGCAGUUCCUUAUAUUACAGCGUGAUGCUUGUCAGUUUAUGGCCAUAUUUAAACCAUUUAGAUUCUUCUGCAGAUAAACAAUUUCUGGGUUAUUUAGCUGCGAUUGGUGCUAUUGGAACUACAUUAUUCUGCCCGUUAUUUGGAAAAUGGUCAAACUCACUGAAAUCAUGUCGCACGCCAUUUCUUUUUACUUUAAUCUGCGGUGCUGUCCAUUAUAUCAUUUAUGUCAGCUUACCUUUGAUUCAUCUGGAUAGUAGAAGAAAUUGGUUUCUAUUUGCUCGGUUUAUGACUGGAAUGCAUGAUAUUAAUAUUGGAUUAGCUCGUGGAUAUAUUGCGGAAUCCACGUUGAGAUCUGAACGUCGAAAGGCUGUGUCCAUCCUGACAGGUCUUCAAACUGUGGCAUUUGCUUGCGGCCCAUUAUUGCAAUCCUUGAUGGUACCACUUAAAGAAAAUGGGUUCACUAUAUUUGGAGGAUAUGUAAGGAUUGACAUGUACACUUCAAUUGGUUGGCUGGCGUUGAUAACAAUUGUCAUCAACAUUAUCAUUUUCUUGCCUGCAAUAUUUCAACAUAAAGAUGUGCGUCACAUGGAAACAUCUACGAGUAGUAGUACGAAUCUAAAUCAAAACUACAAACUUAUUGCGUGGAUUUUUAUAUUUUUACAAUUCUGGUUAAUUUGUAAUUACCUAUAUUUGAAAGUGUUGGGCACACCGAUUGUUAUGGAUGGCUUUGCGAUGAAUCGCCCAGAUGCCCUACAAUUUAACUCGUAUAUUAUGACAGGCGGGGCAAUUGUGUCUUUAGUCGCCAUCGCAGUCUUGGAUAUGUGCUGUAAAAGUUUGGAGAAAUGGAUGUUAUGUAUCUUGGGUUUCUUAUAAUGAUUGUGGGACGGUUUUGAUGUACCCAUCUGUGAGUAGUACUGUUGUCACAGCCGUAAAUCAAACAGAGCAAGGCUGUCCUCAAUGGUCCCAAGAAUGGUGCAUGGAUGAGAAGCAAAUGUCUCAGCUCCAGUUUAUACUGAGUAAUGUUUUGGAUAAUUUUGGAUACUCGUGGGCCAUCACAAUUAUCUACACAAAAUUUUCUCAAGUUCUUGGAACAAAACAGCAGGGUACCUGGAUGGGUUUUAUGACAUCAUUUUCGGGCUUGGCAAGGAUUUUAAGUCCGGUUGUUCUGUCGUAUCUAUACGUUUUGGUGGGAAAUCGUAUUACUAUGCUCAUUUCGAACUUUGUUUUUAUUGGACUCAUUGUGGCCACUUUAUGGGCGAUUAAACACUGGACCCAGAAAGGUUCAGUUAAUUCAGUUGAAGAAAGUUGCGAAAUGAUUGAUCAAAACGGCAAAGAAAUGAACGAAAUUAUUAAAUAAUAAUGAUUAGAAUCUGAAGCAAUUAUUUUCGUUAAUAAAUGUUUAAUAUUA